This is a messenger RNA of Paramecium pentaurelia, 1702 nucleotides long. The record is from the annotation of a GenBank genome assembly. Lineage: Eukaryota; Ciliophora; Oligohymenophorea; Peniculida; Parameciidae.
AUGAAUUCAGAACCUUCUAUACGAACCAUAAGUGUUAAAUAUACUGUUGUGUUUUGUGUUAUCAUUGGCUUCUUAUUUUUAUUUUCUCAAAUACUUGACAACUUAUUCUAUGAUUAUACUGUUAUAGAAACUGAAAUUGUCUUUAUCAAAAGAGUUGGUAUUUGUUAUCAUUAAUACAAGAUUAAACCAAUAGUAAAAUGAUUAUAGAAUUAAAUGAAGUUACUGAACAAAGUAAUUCAUUAGUUCUCACCUUAUAAAAUAACAUGUAAAGUACAAUAGAGCAGAUUUAUAAAAAAAUCAAUUAUCAAAUAAAUGAAGAAGAAGAUUAUACUUUAUAAUAAAUGAAUAAUCAAUAUCGAUAAUCAUUCAAUCUUAUAUCUUAAUCAAUGUUUUUAAGAAAUAAAAUGAACAAUUCUAUUGAUUCCAUUUAUCUAUUAAAUAUUAAGAAUACUUUUAAUACUGAAAUGGCAUAAGUUGGUAUAAUACUAAUUGUAUUUUAUUAGAUAUAUCUAUUUAUUCUGAUUAUGGGAGCAACUUUUUUGAUUUAUCAUAAGCAAUCACUUUAAAUAAUUUUUGGAAUGAAGAAUUGUAAUUAAGUUUAUAAAACAAAAUUGUAACAACCUUUAUUGAAGAAUCAAAUUAUAUACUUUUAGUUAUGUAUGAAUAUAACAAUAAUGAAUAAUAAAUUGCUUUAUUAAGAAAUAAUGAAUUAGAAAUCAUACAUACUACAAAUUAUUUAAUUAAGAAUAUUGCAACCAAAAAUCAAAAUAUAAUCUUUAAUUAUUAAAAUGAUAGAGAAAUUUAUAUAUAUGAUUGUAAUUAAUUUACUCUUAUUUAAGUGUAGUCAAUUCAUAAAAAAUAAACAAAAUUCAAUCAUUCCAAAUAAACAAUGUAUUAUAUUUUCAAGUGAUGAAAUUAUUCUUUUUUAAUGAAAGCACAAUUGGUGUAUUUUAUUUAGAGUAUAUAAUUAUAUUAUCCUUAGAGUUACAAAUGAUAAAUAUAAAAUUAUUGGAAUGGCUUUAAAUGAAUAUAAAAAUGUAUUCUUAAAUAUAGAUAUUACUGAAGAGAUGAUUAGUCUUGAAUAAAUCUAAUAAAUUGAAUUACUUUAUGAUUACAAUGCAGAACAUAAUAUAUUGAUAGUAUCCUUUGGUAAGAAAUAUCUUUACUAUUUAAAAAUAAAACCAUUUAUGUUUGCUAAAUAAUUUGAUUAAUGGAAUCCUAAAAAAAUUAAAUUAAAUAUUUUUGAAUAAGAAAAAGAAAUAUUUAAGAAAAUUAUAUAUGAUCAUUAAGAUCAAAUCAUAUAUAUAGUAUUAUUAUUCAUAUUAAUAAAUAUUAGUUAUCAGAAAGUUCUUAAUCCAAGCUUAAAAUGCAUUUAGUCGAUAUGAAAAGUCUAGAGAAUAAAUCAAAUAAAAUUGAUACUAUGAAAUUAAGAAUGCCAUACUUUAAAUAUGGAGUCUAAGCUAUAGAUUUUCAUAUCUAAAAAAAUUAAAUCAAUAAUAAUGUCAUCCUAUUCUUGCUAAAAAAUGGAGAUGUGGCAUGCAUUCAACCAUUAUAGUAUGGAGAAGGAGUUCUAAAGAAGACUUUCAUAAUUGAAUUGUUAGAUAUUGUGUUAACAUUAUCUUUUAUUGGAUUCUUCAGAUAUUUAAAGAGAUUAUUACAAAAAAUAUAUUCAAAAAUUAUAUCUUGUUGUAGAAGAAUUUGA